CUUUCUUUACACUGAAAACCAUGCAGCCAAGUGAUGGUUCAGGGCUUUACUUCCUCGUUCCUUCGAGCCCGUCUCCUCAUUCAUCCUAUUUCACCAGAACAACCAACAACAUGCAUGAUUUUCACGUAAACAUGUAUCUGAAUCCAUCAUGCAUCCACCCCCAGGCUCAGGAACUGAAUCUGCAGCUCCCGUGUUUCAGCAAUAACUCAACUUCCGACGAAGAGCAGCAACUAAGCAUCAUCAAAGAGAGAAAGCAAAGACGUAUGAUAUCAAACAGAGAAUCCGCAAGAAGGUCGAGAAUGAGGAAGCAGAGACACCUAGAUGAACUCAUGUCGCAGAUGGCUCGGCUCAGAAACGAGAAUCAGCAGCUCCUCCGUAAACUGAACCAGUUGUCUGAAAGCCAUGACCAUGUCCUCCAAGAAAACGUCAAGCUUAAAGAGGAAACCUCUGAGCUACGUCAACUUGUCGUCACUAUGAAGAUGAGAAGCCAUUAUUCUUCCUUGGAAGCCAUUAUCACUCAUCCAACAACUGAACUCUCGGACUAGCUGAGUUCUGUAUUAAAUCUGCCACUUGAUAUGUUUAUGUCAGAGCAAAACCAUCCAUUAUGAUAGUGUUAUCUUGGAUUAACAUUUAUUAAUGUCUGUGUCAUACACAGAAACAUGAGUACGUGAAACAUGAUAACGU
Messenger RNA from Tarenaya hassleriana, 684 nucleotides. RefSeq names its product basic leucine zipper 43-like. The record is from RefSeq and is a predicted model, not a curated record. Gene Ontology annotation, biological process: regulation of DNA-templated transcription. NCBI's taxonomy places the organism in Eukaryota, Viridiplantae, Streptophyta, Magnoliopsida, Brassicales, Cleomaceae. Bases 21 to 545 code for a protein of 174 amino acids. Gene Ontology annotation, molecular function: DNA-binding transcription factor activity. The transcript has a single exon.